Messenger RNA from Closterium sp. NIES-65, 168 nucleotides. NCBI's taxonomy places the organism in Eukaryota, Viridiplantae, Streptophyta, Zygnematophyceae, Desmidiales, Closteriaceae. The record is from the annotation of a GenBank genome assembly.
AACCAUCAAGGACCUCCAGGCAGUCAGUAUCACUCCUUCCGGAAAGGAAGAGUCGAGAAUCAAAGAGCGUGUUCCACGCAAGAUCAAUAUUCUUGGAGAUGCGUAUUCAAGUGGACCCUGGAGAUGUCUCGACGAUUUCAUCCAGAGGAAGGAGGUUGCAAAAGGACG